GAGACCACUUGAUGACUCUAGGUCGGCGAUCUAUACAUGCAGCCCUAUAUAUAUAAGCGAAGUUGUGUGUGUGUGUGUGUAUAACACAGCGGGUAGAGGAACGACGUGGGUUGUUGUGGUCGAUAGAGAUUCCACGUGAAACCCGGUUGGCGAGGCUGCCACCACCACCACCACCACUACUAAUUGACGACUGCACGGGCUGUGGGUGAUUGUUGUGGGUGCACUGAUGAGUCCCCAUACGAGUAUCCCUGCUCCUCCUCCUCGUCGUGGGAGCUCCGACGAGCACAAGUCCACGGCUUCCUCCUCCUCCGACGGGUCCGCCGCAGACACCGUAGAGAUGGAGCUGGAGAACGAGUUCAUGGGCCCGUGCAUCCCCGAAGAGGAGCCGGAGAGGAAAGAGGUCACCCGGCGUACUGGCGGCGGUCGGCCCAGCAUCAGCAUCACUGUUGGUGGUGCUCGUCCGAGCAUCAGCUUCACCGUCCUGUGUCCGAACCCGCUUGACCUCAGCCAGUCGACUGAAGCCGAAGAUGUAUCUCUCCUGUGCACUUCCAGAAAGAGCGUGAAAAUCAAAAACUUUUCGGAAGAAGUCCGCGCAGGUCGGGACGUGGACCGCUUCCUUAGCCAGGCGGCCGUGCUGCUCGAUCUUCCGUCGCGAUCGUUGGAGUCGACGCUGUGCCACAUGCUGGAGAGCGUGCUGGAAGAUAGCGCGUGUGCCGAGCUCCGCGAUGCACGCUGCUCCCUCCUCAAGCGAGCGCUCUUCACGGACAUGGCCCAGGCUUCUCUUCAUGGAACUGUGCACCUGCUCUCUGAGACAAUCCAGGCUGUAACGGUCAACCCAUCGGGCCUUCACUACCAGCAGUCGUGGCUCUGCGUGCUGUGCACGGAGAUGACACUGCAGCACCGGGAAGUGUGCAUCGCUCGACUGGAAAGGGCACAGAACUGGGGAGAGAACUGCUGUGAAGUGCGCUUUGUUAUCCUGGUUCUUGCCCCACCAAAGUCGAAAAGCACCAAGACAGCGACUGAGGUGGGCCGCACUUUCGCAACCAUCUUCGUGGACAUUGGGUUCCGUCAGCGACUUAUUGAGGCUCGCUCGCCCGAAGAGUUCAAGCACGCCCUCCUUCUCCGGCGACACGACCUCACGGCACAGCACGAGGAGGGGGACUCCAGGAUUCCCACGCCCGUGCUUGAGCGACCCAAAGCAACCUUGCAGUCAGAUCAGCCCGAUGGCAGCCCAUCUCUCCAGGAACAAGAGGAUUCCAGCAAGUCCUCGACUGAGAGGAGUAUUGUGUGCACUAUUCCUGGAAUGGGGAUUUGGGAAGACAUCCGUCGCAGGCUUCCAUACUACUCCUCGGACUUCACGGACGGGAUUCUUAGAAACCGGUGCAUUGGAAAGUACAUCAUCGCCAUGAUAUUCCUGUACUUCGCCUGCCUGCUGCCCUCCAUCGCGUUCGGAUCGCUCAACGACAUCAACACGAGAGGAGCGAUCGACGUCCAGAAGACACUCGUGGCGCAGAGCAUGGGAGGAGUGCUGUUUGCGGUUCUGUCGGGACAGCCUCUCAUUGUUCUGCUCACCACUGCGCCUCUCGCCCUGUACAUAUAUGCGAUCCGGACAAUUUGCGAUGAGUUUGAACUGGACUUUCACGCGUACUACGCCUGCAUCGGCCUCUGGAACAGCUUCUUCCUGACACUCUACGCCCUGCUGCACAUGAGCACACGCCUGCACCUCUCCAAGCGAUCUAUUGAAGAGAUAUUUGCACUCUUCAUCUCCAUCGCCUUUGUGGUGGACGCAAUCAAGGAUAUCAUUAAGAUCUUCAAGCAGAACUAUCUGCCCGGGGAGCCGGGAGGCUGCGGUUCUGCGGGGAACAACACGAGCGAUGGCAGCUGGGAAGGCGCCGCCGGGGUGGACUCGGGCGGCCCCAAGGGCAGCCGUGACGUGGCCCUCCUGGCCCUGCUCCUCAUGCUGGGCACAGUGUGGCUUGGGAGCACUCUUUACCAAUUCCGCAAGCGGCCAUAUCUGCACCUGCAAGCGCGGGAGAUCCUGUCCGACUGCGCCAUGCCCCUCUCCGUCAUCGCCUUCUCCUUCCUGGGCUCCUACGUGUUCCGAGACAUUGACCUGACAGGGCUCAAGUUCAGCUACACUCCGAGUGAGAGCUACUUUGCGCUGGCGCCACUGAGUCUCCUAACAGUGGGCUCUAUAUGCAGCGCAAUGGGCAUCGGCUUCCUGCUCUCAAUCCUUUUCUUCAUGGAGCACACGAUGGCCGCCUCGCUCACCAACGCACCGCACAACAGGCUGAAGAAGGGCACGUCGUACCACUGGGACCUGCUCCUGGUGGCCGUACUCAACGCCACCUUCUCGCUUUUCGGGCUGCCCUGGAUGCACGCCGCCUUCCCGCACUCUCCGCUGCACGUGCGCGCGCUCGCCACGGUCGAAGAGCGCGUGGAGGACGGCCACGUGGACGAAACCAUCGUGUGCGUGCGCGAGACACGCGUCCCAGUGCUCCUAGCGCACAUGCUGCUGGGUUUGUCACUUUUUUUUCUGCUACCCCUGCCACUGCAGUGGAUUCCACGGCCCGUGCUGGAUGGCAUCUUUUUGUACAUAGCUCUCACGUCGCUGGAUGGAAACCAGCUCUUCCAGCGUCUGGCUCUGCUGUUCACCGAACAGACGGCCUACCCGCCCACUCACUACGUGCGCCGCGUGCCACAGCGCAAGAUCCACUACUUCACGGGGCUGCAGCUGCUGCAGCUGACCGUGCUGUGCGGCGUGGGCUUCUCCCCCAUACCCUACAUGAAGAUGGUCUUCCCAGUCAUCAUGCUGGCCGCCCUGCCCGUGAGGUUUUUUGCCGUUCCAAAAAUAAUUGAAUCCCGCUACUUGGAUGUGAUGGACGAGGAGCUGUGAAGAUGCGCGCGGUGAUGGGGGGCGUUGGUUGUCUGCGCUCGUCAACGCGUGGGGUUUGCCGAGGCCGUCGGCCGCGGUUGUGACGAUGCUUUGGCGGCAGUGUGUCUUCAUGCAUUUUCAGGAUGCAGAGCUGUUGACAUAAUUGCCACCUUGUGCAAGUGAACAAAAGAGUAGCAAAUUUCGAUUUAAAGCUUUCGUGACUGCAGGGAUUCAUCUUCUUGGUUCUUUCGGUAAAGUCACGUAGAAGGGAGAGAAUUUUUAUUCGUUUAUUAUUUCCCUUCUACGUGACUUUACCGAAAGAACCAAGAAGAAAAGAGUACCAAUUCGUGUAAAAUGACGGUUUUGUAAGAGGCUGUGGGCUGUACCCGAUCUGCGCGAUGGCUGUAUUGGUUAAACACGCUUGUGGAAAUGAAGCCAUGCGACACGUGUGUGUGUGUGUGGGGACCACGUUAUACAAGGGUUAAAGGUUAAGGCAGAAAAAUAUUGUCUUGACUUGUCACCCUGCCUCUGCCAAAUCCCCGUUUUGAAUGUUCUUCUGUUUACCGACUGCUCCUAGAAUGUACCGUGUCAGGUAAAUGUGUGUGUCAUAAGAGUGCUUUUUAGCACGCAGUGUAAAUACCAAAACUACAGAUAAACGCGAUAACUGGGAAUUGCCAGCCCCCAUUUGAAUGCCCAUGGUCGACCACAAUAGUUGCUUGUGUGAAAGGGGUAAAAUGGAAUGCGUGUGGUGGUAUGGGGGGACAUUUGAUGAUGCACAUAUGUCCAGACUAUAACGGUAUGAAAAACCUGAACUAAUACUGAGCUUUUAUUAGCAAUAUGGUAUUUUGAAGGCACUUUUUUAUUGGUUUGAUUUUAUCAUAAGGUUGCUAUUUAUGUGGAGCAGCACCAUUAAUAUAAUUUUUGUUUUGUGAAUAACAUGUAACAUUUUCAUUCCCCCAAUGUGAAUGAAAAUAAACCCAGUUUUACUGAAAUUAUGGUUCUGGAUAUAUACCAAAUCGGUCAAUUACUGCACCUCGUAAGAAAUAACAUUGGUAUAUUUAUUAAUUAUAUCCUUCAUGUGUUUUGUUUUUACCAUUUUAAUGGGAUUUUAUUGCUCUGGUGUACAAUGUAAAUAUUUUUUCCAGAUUUCUGUAGGUCAGAAUAUUUCAAGGUGAACUAUGUGAAGUAAGUGAUAUACAUGUCCAAUUUGAUUUGUAUUAUAAGUGUCCUGCCAUUAAAAGCUUCUAAUAACUGUAAAUAUUCCACCUUGACAGCCUCUUAUGCGAAUUAAUAAAUUGACCGAUACAUGUAUGGGUUGUUAGGCUACAAUUGGUGAUUUAUUCUGUAAAAAUCACUACAAUAUCGUAAGACAUGUUGGUCUUAACAUAAGCCAUAGUCUAUAGACGGUCACUUUAUAUUAAACACACAAAAAGGCUCAUGAAAGUGGAUGAUAUUUGUGAAUAAACAUUUUAGAUUUUA
Molecule: messenger RNA, 4354 nt
Organism: Lethenteron reissneri (Far Eastern brook lamprey)
Lineage: Eukaryota; Metazoa; Chordata; Hyperoartia; Petromyzontiformes; Petromyzontidae
Gene: SLC4A11
Product: solute carrier family 4 member 11
Biological process (GO): monoatomic anion transport; monoatomic ion homeostasis; transmembrane transport
Cellular component (GO): plasma membrane; basolateral plasma membrane
Molecular function (GO): solute:inorganic anion antiporter activity
Source: RefSeq, a predicted model, not a curated record